Molecule: messenger RNA, 797 nt
Organism: Fonticula alba
Lineage: Eukaryota; Rotosphaerida; Fonticulaceae
Exons: 2
Coding region: 282-695 (137 amino acids)
Source: RefSeq, a predicted model, not a curated record
UGUCUCGCCCGGUGGUGGUAAGCUAACUCUGGCUCGUCCUUUCCAACGUGCGGGGUGGGCGGGGAAAAAAAACCCACAAGUAUGACCACCCGGUCCCGGUGGACGUGGCCCUGGCCGUCGCCACGCUGCCGCUGGCACUGGACCUUUGCUGUGACCGGGCCGAGUGUGCCCUGCCGGCGGCUGACCGGGCCCUGGUGGCCGAGCUGCAUGAGCUCGCCGGCAAUGCCAUCCUCUGCCUGUGGCACGCUACCAACACCUCUCGACCGGACCAAGUGGAGGAAAUGUCGGCCCUUGGGGAGCUGGAGCGCGCGAUCCUCGGCCUGCUGAGCGGAGCCGGGACAUCGGGUCUGCGCGUGCUGGCCUCGCCUCGACAUGCGGGCUCUGCCGUUGCUCCUGGGGCCGGGCCGCUGGCCUGCCCGGCGCUGGCCGCCACGCAGGGCUUGCUCCUGCUGAAUGCCAUGGUCCGCGCGGCCGGCCCGGCUCUCGGGCAUAUGGCCACCGCGGCCCGGUCUCUGGAAUUCCUCCUCGGCCUGGAGUCGUGCCUCGUGCGGCAGCCCCUGCUUGGACGCCUGUAUGACGAGUAUCUCUCCCUGCCGGGGAAUGGCCUGGCUCCUGGGGUGGCUUCCCUCCUGGAGGGCAUCACCGACCAGCCGCUGAUCGAGCGCCUGCAGAUCCACUUCGGGCUAGAGAGGUGACACGCCGCCUGUUUUCCCCCUCGCCCGGGUCUCUUUCUUGCCUGGCUCUCUUUCUUGCCUGGCUUUCUUCCUCGCCCGGGUCUCUUUCUUGCUCCCCCCCCC